AUGGGGUUGCAGGAGACAGCCAAAGCUGCACUCAAUGGCGAAAGCGAGAGCCAGGACACUCAACACAUUAUAGGAGUCUAUCACCAGCAGUACGGCGUCGGCUUUAGAAGCAGUUCCCCGUCUCAGCCCAUCCCAGCCGACGAUGUGCAGGCUGAGGUCCAGCGACACCCGAGACCACCUAAAGUCCAUCAGAAGUUCGCCGGAACAAACGACUCUGCACAUCAUCCAACGUCCUUUUCAAAGCCGAAUGCGAAUACAUCGAAGACGAAGGCGAAUACAAAUGCAAAAGUCAAUGCACAUGCCAAAUCGCGGGGUCGAUCGGCCAUAGAGAACCCCACCACGACUGGCAGCUGCAAGGGGGUCAAGGGCAAGGGUCGGGACGCCGAUGCUGGUAGUAGUGCAGCAAAGAGACCAGGGGGCGUCGGGACCAAGGCGGACGCGUCCAACAGUCGCGCUUCAACCUCACAUCGUACAACACCCACCCAUUCACCGAAACAAGUGACACCUUCUGAGGAUGCUGGGGUCUUUGAACCUGUCCUUGUGUCUCCCAUUAUUGGCGAACAUGCUCAGCAGCAACAUGAGGAUAACGUCAAUCCAGUGACUUCCCAACCAGGAACCUUCGCCGGACCUGUUAAUACUGCACUCUUGACGGUGCUCGAUAACCAUGCUCAAGGCAAGGCAUCAUCCUCAAGCAAGAAGCCAAAGCCACAACGGCACAAAAUGGACCCUUCCCAAUCCCCGACCCAGUCGAAUGAUGGGCGCAGCUAUGAGCAGUACAUCUCUCGCGGGGACGACCUGAUUCCAACCGACCCCGUUGAGCAGCCCCAAUUGGACUCACAACAAUCUGCCCACACCUCUCUUUCUGGUGAUGAGAACAGAACCCUCAACGAGGAUGACACCGGUGCCGUCACAUUUCGCAGCAUCGAUGCAUACAAUGACAACUUCUCUGUCCCAGACUCACUUGGUACAUGCAGACCGUCUCAUGGCUCGCCUGACCAUUACACUGGGAAUCCCGAGACUCCAGCGCCGCAUAAGAACCCGUUCGCCGGAAGCAAAGCACAUUUGCUGCCUGCCUCGCAGAUGUUCGGGCAAACCCAAGUCUCGUCGGCCUACAAGGUAGCCAGUCCGACGUCAUCGCGGCCAUCACCUGACAAUUUCCAACCGCAAAACAACAUCUCCCCAAACCUGUUCAUUUCGUCGCCGUUAAAGAAUAUAGGUAUAGGGUUGGAACCAUUAAUUGGUGCCGUUUCUAGCCCCCAGCUACAGCUCCCUUACGAUACCUCGCCACAGCAAUACAGCGAGGAAGAGGCCGAUGCCGUGGAUUCAACCCCCUUACACCCAGCGCGCACCUUUCCCAGAGGCCGAGCAGAAGUGUACGAACCACUGUACUCAUCUCAGCAGCAGCAGAAUGAUUCGUCCCCUCAGCAUGCUCUUGAAGCCGAGUCAGAUGGCAUGGCAAGUGAGGAUGAUGAAAUGCGCAGGCAUUACCGAGCAGUUCUCAAGAGAGCCAAAGUGGAGCAGAAGCUCAAAUCUAUUACAUACGAGCGCCCACCUUCCUCGGAGGACGCAGUGGUGCCUUCAACAAAUACCAGGCAAGGUGAAAACCAUAGGACAGACUCACAAGAUUACCUCGAUCAGUGUGAAGGCAGGGCCGGUGAAGACUCUCAGAAUACUGUCGAGGACUCACAGGACCGUGUCGUGAUCCCUCCCAUGGGAAAUUUCGACAGCCAGGAGGCAGUAAUUGACGAUUCUCAGGAGGGUGUCAUAGUGCAUUCUGCCAAGCAUGCAGCUCAUAUCUCAAGCAAUGAAGCCGUGCCGAACACAGCACGAAGUAAUACUGGAUCUCCUGACGAGCACGCGCCCAGAUCGCCAACCAGAAUCGGCAAAACAGGACGCAGUGACACCGAUCCUGUCCCGGAGACGAGCCCUGCCAUCUUGCAGCCAAGGCCUUUGAGCGAGAUGAUGCCGUCGUCGUCUGGCGAAGCUUCGAAGCAAGCUUCUUUCAACACCCUACUGCGUAGUAGCCUCCGGGAAAAUUCGUCGUCGCAGAGCCGUCAACCACUCGAAUCGAUGUCACCUGGGAGACGAUCGCGUUCAGCUUCACUGGCUCCCCAAACAGCUGCGCAUCGUGAAGGAUCUGUGUUGAACGCCUCGGAUGCUACAUCUCCUCAAGCCACCGUAAAAAAUCCCACGUCAAAGGGCACUGUAGGCCAAAGUACGAUAGAGGUGGCUGAGACUAGCUCUAUUGUCGGUUCUCUCCAAUCCAUGCCAGCAUUCAGCACAAGGGCCAAGCUCCGUGGCUCGCGCAACCAAAUCCGCAACACUAGCCCAGCAGUUUCCGGCAGCUCAGGCUCUUCCCUAAGCAAACUGACUGCAACUCCUGAUGUCUCCAGCAACACAGCGUCUUUGAUGGAAGACUCGGCAGCGAAGACAGGAAAGAUGACUCCAUCGUCGUCUGCCGAGCCCCAUAUGUCUCCCACCGUCGCCAAGGUCGGCCGUCGUGUGGGCAAAGUGGCGGCGAUCAAGCCAAAACCUGCGCCGACCGCCACGAAGAACCUCCGCACGUCGACAAGGCGAUCCAUCACGUCUUUCGGUCGGGCUGCCUCGGUGUCUACAGAUGAAUUGGCAAGAUCACCGGCAUCGUCAGCACCAACAGCGCUUGAGCAGAGCACAACCAUGUCGAGGCUCGGCAGAACGUCGCUGCGAGGGCCUCCAGUUUCGCGAGAGUCCAGUCGCGCAGGCGGUGUCAAUCUGUUUGCGGGGAUGGUUUUUGCUGUUUCGUUCCAAGCCAAGCAGCCGGGGGAGAAGGACAGCAUUUACAACUCGAGGAUUGGUCUUUCGUCGAAAGUGGCCGAGCAAAUUAAACAAGGAGGAGGAACACUGUUACGAGACGGAUUUGACCAGCUUUUUGAAUCCGCAGCGAUCAAGAACGCGGAAGUGGCCUCGUCGACACCUCCACCAGACGAGGAGAUCAAGCUCACCGCAGCUGCAGAAGCUAUUGGAUUUACAGCUCUUAUUGCAGACGGCCAUUCACGAAAGGCCAAAUACAUGCAGGCACUUGCACUUGGAUUGCCCUGUAUUCAUGAACGGUGGAUCACAACUUGCUCCGAGAAGCAGAAGCUAGUUGAUUGGUCCGAUUACCUUCUCUGCGCGGGCAAUUCGUCGUUCCUCAGGGACGCGAUAAGGUCGCGCAAUCUGCCGAUUUACGACGCGGCGUCUGCAAAGUUGAGAGAGGUAUUUGCCAACCGACCACAGCUGCUACGUGGGUCACGGAUACUUCUUGUGUUGCGGAGACAGGACGAGAGUAAAAAGAUGGCAUACGUCUUUCUAGCACGUGUUCUAGGCGCAUCCCUGUCCAGGGUCUACACGAUCGAGGAGGCCAGGAAGCAGCUCAGGGCUAGUGAGGACGCGGGGCACCCAUACGAUUGGGUGUAUGACGAUGAGAAGACUACUGGUAGGGCUGUUCUCUCCGCGGAUACUGCCAGCUCAACUUCUGCAGCACCGGCUGCGAGCAAGAAGCGAAAGCGGAAGAGUGCGGUUGCCGCAACAAGUCCGGCAUCGAAAAAGAUCCGCACUUUAAGUAAUGAGCUUGUCAUCCAGAGUCUCAUUCUUGGGAGGCUAAUCGAGGAAGACGAGGACUUGGGAUGA
Molecule: messenger RNA, 3648 nt
Organism: Diaporthe amygdali
Lineage: Eukaryota; Fungi; Ascomycota; Sordariomycetes; Diaporthales; Diaporthaceae
Exons: 1
Coding region: 1-3648 (1215 amino acids)
Biological process (GO): DNA damage checkpoint signaling; positive regulation of transcription by RNA polymerase II
Cellular component (GO): nucleus
Molecular function (GO): histone binding
Source: RefSeq, a predicted model, not a curated record